This is a messenger RNA of Acanthosepion pharaonis, 1026 nucleotides long. The record is from the annotation of a GenBank genome assembly. Lineage: Eukaryota; Metazoa; Mollusca; Cephalopoda; Sepiida; Sepiidae.
AUGAGUGCUAAGGUUACAGAGGCACCAACCGUUGACCUCUUGAACCGUCCUGAGAUCCAUCAAGUGGCUACAUCAAUAGCCAUGGAUAAGGGCCAGCCUCGGGCACCUGGACCUCCUAAUUCUGUAGACGUAGAAGAACCAUAUCAUCACCAUGAGUUGGUAAUCAAUAACAAGAUCUCAAAUAGAAAUAAGAUCGUAACAUCUCUAAUUGCUGGAGCUUUAGCAGGUGCUGUUGCCAAAACUGCUAUUGCACCACUUGAUAGAACAAAAAUAAAUUUUCAAACAAGCAACACUCCGUUCUCAUCUCGAGAAGCAUUACGCUUUCUUUACCGCUGCUUCAAACAUGAAGGUUUCCUGAGUCUUUGGCGAGGUAAUACAGCAACUAUGGCCCGAAUUAUACCCUAUGCAUCCAUGCAGUAUGCUGCACAUGAACAGUACAAACAGUUGCUCAACCAUGAUAAAAGGAAAGUACAUUUAACCCCGGGUAAUCGUUUUCUGGCCGGAGCUCUAGCUGGUGUAACUGCAGUAGCAUUCACUUACCCGCUAGAUAUGGUCAGAGCACGAAUGGCUGUGACAGCCAAAGAAAGGUAUCAUAAUUUACCAGAAGUAGUUAUGAAAAUAUACAGAGAGGAAGGUAUAAGAACAUUAUACAGGGGUUUUACUCCAACUAUUCUAGGAAGUAUUCCUUAUUCAGGGACAAGCUUUUUUACAUACGAGUCACUCAAGAAACUACAUGUUGAGUAUGCAGGUGGUGUUGAGCCACAACCCAUUGAAAGAUUGUGUUUUGGAGCAGUUGCAGGACUUGUAGCACAAUCUGCAUCUUAUCCUUUGGAUAUCAUUCGUAGAAGAAUGCAAACUGCUGGUGUUACUGGCCAUACUAAAGACUAUACUUCUAUUUGGAAAACGGCUCAAAAUGUGAUACAAGAAGAGGGUUUCCGGCGUGGAAUGUUUAAAGGUCUAACAAAUAUUUACAACAAAGAAAAUUCCCCUUCUCUUUUUUCCUUUAUCAUUUUCUUUCUAUACUAG